AUGCCUUUGGUAUCACUCGAAAGACUUCUAGUACUCGUCGCGUUCAUCUCGGGUACUAUAACAGCCGCACGCCCGUCAGAGUGGAAUAAAAGGCAAAGUGAUACUACCUCAGCUAACCCCAACGAUGCACUUCCAGGAUGGACCUUUGUCGGUUGCUUCUCAGAUGUGAAUCACGGCACGGUUCUGAUAGGACAGUCCUUUGCCGACGAAACGAAUAUGAGUCCGGCGCUUUGCACUGCAUUCUGUGGGGGGAACUCUAGCACGCCAUUUAAUUUCGCUGGGAUCGAACACGGUGAUCAAUGCUUCUGCGACUUCAGCAUCCAAGGUAUACCUAUUCAAGUCAACGAGACAAUAUGCAAUCUCCCGUGUACGGGAGAUAGCACGCUUGUAUGUGGCGGCGAGCUUCUUCUUAGUGUAUACCAAAACACCAAUGAGGGCGUGGGCCCGCUCCCUACGCAUAAAGCCACCAUUGGCGAGUUCGUCUUUGCUGGAUGUUUAAGGGAUACAGAUGGGACGGACAUCAGGACGCUGUCUACGCCGCUCAGUAUGGAGGAUCUUCCGGAUGGCGUCACAGCUGAGCUGUGCACGUCAACGUGCCUUGAGAGGGGGUUCACAAUGGCCGGUAUGGAAAUCGGCCGCGAGUGCUGGUGCAGCAACGACAUCGACGUCCCGCUAGGCUUGAUCAUCGCCCCAAUAGAAGAAUGCUCGCUUGCAUGCGACGCAGAUCCCACUGAACUCUGCGGCGCGCCCAAGAGGCUGUCGAUGUACACUGUCCCGCUACCGCCACCUGGAGAGGCGACGCAGCUGACGCCGGUCAGCCCCGCGGCGACGGGCGUCUGUGUGUCUGUUUCAUCUUCCGCUUCUGCUUCUACGAGUGUUAUUGCUAUUAGCAGUGUUUCUGCUGCUACUACUGCUGCCACUACCAGCUCUGAAUCGUCGGCUCCUGCUUCUAGUCUGUCUACCGGUACGACGACAGUCGACACCUCCAGCCCGACAUCUACCAGUGCCAGUGCCAGCGCUAGUAGCGCCACAUCAAUCGCACCAGGCACGCCAACGUCAGGUGUCCCACCGCACAGACCUAACUUUACAAGCAUUAGCAGUAUCACUACAUCAUAA
Psilocybe cubensis is the source of this 1116-nucleotide messenger RNA. RefSeq names its product WSC domain-containing protein. Bases 1 to 1116 code for a protein of 371 amino acids. Lineage: Eukaryota; Fungi; Basidiomycota; Agaricomycetes; Agaricales; Agrocybaceae. The record is from RefSeq and is a predicted model, not a curated record. The transcript is spliced from 6 exons.